CCUCCGGCCCUUAUUCCAAGCAUUCAUCAAAAUGUCAGUCAUAGCUGUCAUACACGUACAGCCAGCCAUCACAUAGCAACAUACACAGAUGGCGUCCCCCUCCCCCCGGUCUCCCUUACGCCACCCCACCACUCACUCAGUCGAUGCCCAGCGCCACGAACAGCCGUGUGGUCUCGUCGAUGUAACCCAGCUGCCGCCAUUCGAACACGCAGUCGUCAUCGCCGACGUGAGCGUUGAAGCCCUUGACCACACCCGUCACACCAUGGCUGGCCGCCUCGUCCAGCCGGGCUUUGUGGACGACCUCACGCACACCCAGCAGCCGAUGCUGCCCACCCUGCUGACCCCGAACGGCGAAGCACUGCAGCGGCACUCGCACCAUGACGCCGCCCACAUUGGCCAUGUCGCCGAUGACCUCCCUGUUGCUGGAUGUCCGUGUGGCGGCCGACUUGACGAAGUGCGCCACGGCCGCCUUGACGCGGCGCCUCAGCGUCGAGUCGCUGAUGAGGUACUCGUCGAUGGCCGCUGCUGCAGCGGGCGGCUCGUACAGGAAGGCGCCGAUCUUCCAGCCGAUGGCCUCUGCCUCGUGUGGUCCGAAUGAGAGGGGGGAGGGGGCGGGGUCUCUGCCGUCGUGGUGGGGGGCGAGGGGCAGCAGACGGGCGAGCAGCAUCGAGUGGUCGCGCUGGGGGGCGAGGGCGGUGUUGAUGGCCGACAUGGUCACAUCAGACAGACCAUUCAGCACCGUGGCAUACUCGGCCAGCACCAGCUGGCGCUCACGUCGCUGCACGUGGCUGGCUGCUCGCAUGCGCAUUAUGGACGGGCCGGCGCCGACUCUCAGGAUGGUGCGGAUGAUGGUCUGAAGAUUGGGAAUGUCCCGUGUGCGGAUGUCCUCCUUGAUGUCUUCUGCCGUGCCGUCGUCAUCCACGCGCCGAUUGUAAUGAUCGAGCCGACCGGCAGCGAUGGCGAGAGGGGUGCUGGUGGGGACACUGGUCGUCCCCCUGUUGAUGUCGUCAGCUGGCAGAUGGCCACAUAGCCACUCAGUGACGCGAAGAGAUUCGUGAAUCACAGCUUCGUGCAACGGCGUGUCGCCAAAACCGCUUGUUGAAUUGAUUGUGGCGUUGUUUUCCAGCAGUAGGUCCAUGUACUGGUAGAUAAAGCACUGAGAGAAGCGACCUCUGUCUCUGGUGGCUGCCCAGUGCGCCAAGCCGAAGCCGCCAGGACCUCGUUCAGUCGCCAGUGUGCUGUCGAGCUGGAUGAGCCGGCGGUAGAUGGCCAUCAGCAAUCUCUCACACUCGGGGGUAGGCCGACACAUACUGUGGUCCUCCGGCAGCCGCAUCACCAGGAAUCCGCGAAGCUGGACGCCCCGUUGCAACAGAAGCCUCACUGCCGGCCUGUUGGCCGCCGCAACCGCGACACGGAUGGGUCUUGACUCCCUGUUGGCGAAUCGGGCAUUGACGUCGGCCCCGCCGUCGAUCAGUGCGGUCAUGACGGCAUCUUGGAGCUGAGGAGAUGGCCAGCGGGGCAGCCUGACGGGAAGCCGCCCAUUGUCUUGUUCCUCUGCCCAGAUGGACGGGAUGGUGGACUCGGUCAUGUCGUCAAUGACAAGAGAUAGCAGCGGAUAAACCCCAGCCAUUGCCUCUUUGUCUUCACCAUCACCGCCGUCCUCCAUGUCGUCCGCCCGGUGCCGCAGUGAGGGCUCGACACUCGGGUUCGCCCCCUGCUGGAUGAGCUGCGUCACUUGGUCUGCAUCGGUGAGUGUGCGGCGGAUCACACCGGUAGCAAGCUCCCGAGUGGAAUCGCUGGUGCCCUCAUCGAACUGGGUGUCGACGCCAUCUAGUUGCAGCCACGCUGACAUACCUGCGACACACACAAGCAGGCACACAGGCACGGAUGAGCCCUCAGCACUGAGUCAGCAGCCACAUGGGAAUGAUCUUGCUUUGAUGUUGGCCGUACCUGCGUCGGCAAAUGUGCUCUUUGACGAUGAGGUGGCCUCAGAGACCACGGCGUCGUCGCACACACCGUCGUCGCACACACCUGCAGAAGACACAGCACGAUGAACUGUUGACUCGUUUUGCCGCCGCCUGAAGGACAUGAUUGUCCGCUUGCCUCCCAAUUUCUUGCUUCUCACUUCACUUCCAGGCACAAUUCUCCGAUGUGUCAGGAGAUGUGUCAGGGGGUAGGCACACUUCUUCGGUUCUGCUCUCCCGCAACGGCAGCAGUUUCAUGGAGCACCCUAGGCGGCCGGAAAACCUGCGAGCUGGUGCCUCGGAAGAGGUUCACCAGUGUGUACCCUUGUCUAGAGCAUUCGGUUGAUUGACAAGAGGGAGGGAGAUGCUCGUUGUUUGGUCCUCGUCCUUCGUUUCAUUUACAAUUUGCCGCGAUUUGGCCAGGAUCAUCUUCGCGUUCAU
Vitrella brassicaformis is the source of this 2405-nucleotide messenger RNA. The record is from the annotation of a GenBank genome assembly. Lineage: Eukaryota; Vitrellaceae.